Messenger RNA from Aspergillus ruber CBS 135680, 2291 nucleotides. RefSeq names its product FAD-dependent oxidoreductase. The coding region runs from base 1 to 2217 and encodes 738 amino acids. Gene Ontology annotation, molecular function: FAD binding. NCBI's taxonomy places the organism in Eukaryota, Fungi, Ascomycota, Eurotiomycetes, Eurotiales, Aspergillaceae. The transcript has 5 exons. The record is from RefSeq and is a predicted model, not a curated record.
AUGUCUUUCAAGAUUAUAAUUAUCGGGGGGAGUAUUGCAGGUUUGACGCUGGCGAAUAUACUCGAGCGAUAUGGUAUUGAGUAUGUUUUGCUUGAGAAAUAUCGAUGCAUUGCGCCUCAGUUGGGCGCGAGCCUUGGUAUUUUGCCGUAUGGCAGUCAGGUUCUUGACCAAUUGGGUGUUAAUGAAGUGGUUCAGUCUAUGUGUGAGAGAAUGGAAUCGAUGCAUUAUUAUGAUUCGGAUGGGGUGAAGCUUGGUGGUCAUGAUACGUUUGGCGAGAUGCUUUUGGAGCUGACUGGAUAUCAAUUCAAUUUUUUGGAUCGUCGAGAGCUUGUUCAAGCUCUGUACGACAAUCUCAAAGACAAGUCAAAGGUCCACAUCUCCAAAGAACUUCUGAGCAUUAACCAACUGGAAACCGGUAUAACAGUCACCACUAAAGACGGCACCAUCUUUAGAGGAGACAUUCUCGUCGGCGCGGACGGGGUCCACAGCCAAACAAGAAAAGAGGUGUGGAGGAUUGCAGACUCAGAAGUCCUAGACUACGGAACGCAGCAGAUGGCCAAAUCAAUAACUUGCUCGUACAAAUGCAUGUUCGGCAUCUCAGACCGCCCCGAAAAUGCCCCCGAUGGCCGCGGAUACAAAACCUACCACAAAAAUCGGUCUUAUCUAUGCCAGGCCGGUCGUGGAGGAAAGUUGUACUUCUUCACGUUCUCCAAGAACCCUAAAGUUACGACUGACGAAGACAUCCGUCGGUAUACUUCUGAGGAUGAGAAGGAUUUGCUGGAUACACAGAGGGACGAUGUUCUCUUUCCGGGCCUUACUUUUGGUGAUCUUCAUCGGAAGCGACGGACUGCGGUCCUUGUCCCGUUGCAAGAGUAUGUCUUAGAGAAAUGCUUUUAUAAGCGUGUCAUUUUGAUUGGUGAUUCUUUUCAUAAGAUGAACCCUCUCACCGGCCAAGGAGGAAACUCAGCCAUCGAAGAUGCUGCACUACUUGGCGACCUACUAAAAGAAGCCUUGGACAAUGAUCCCCGUCCAACUAAUGAGAAUAUCCACGCACAAUUUAAUCACUUCCAAGAAGAGCGCAAGCCUCGCGCGAGAAUCCUGGUCGACGGGGCGCAUGCACUGCAACGUCUUGAGGCCCUCGAGAACCCAUUUCUGGAAUUCCUACAGAAAAAUGUAAUAGCUAAGGGAGAAAUUGAUCAAUUGGCUGCUGUAAUGGCCGCAACGCAUUGUCCGGGACAUAUCUUGAAAUAUCUACCGAAGCCGUCGCGGGAGGGGGUUGUGGCUCGGGAUGUUGAGGUGGUUGCGAGGCCGAGGGAGCGGUCAUCCAUCGCGACGGCGUUUUGGAUUAUUCUUGUUCUUCUUGUUGCCGGUGUGUCGUUCGCCCUUGGACAGUCUGUUAGCAUGGGGACUGCAACAGUCCUGCAUGAUUCUCUUUUGGACUACACGCUCGUCACCACGAUGGGAGUCAAUGCACUAUGGACAAUUGAAUCUUACCGUCCGUCAAACACUAACAACCCUAGUGCCAUCCCCUACAUCCUCGCCUCUACAGCCUUUGACUGGCACCUAAUCACACCAAUAUACUUCGCUAUCUACAUUUACCUCAGCAAAUCCCGAACCUUUUACUAUCCCAAUCCGCGAGCGAUUGACCUACGAGCUGCCGAACACCUACCCACGGGGCUUUUGGUAACAUACUUCGUGCCUGCCCUCUUGCUACUCAAGAAUAUGGCACCGAUUGCAGUACCCAAGUGGAUAUUCUCUCUUGUUCAACUCGGUCUACCGGUUUUGAUCUCGCUCAGGCAGAGGAUGUCGACGAGGGAGCCGCCUAGUGCUAAUUUUGCGGAGGCUUUGUAUGGGACGAGUGAUAUGCCGUAUUUAUCCUGGUUCUAUAACUUGGGUAUCCUUUCUACGAGCACGUUGCAUGUUGUCAUUGCUAGUAGAGUAUUCCCACGUAUUCCUGGCACCACCGCCGUCAAAGAAAUGGUCCUCUCAUCCGAAGGAGUACAAUUAGCAUCUCUCACCGCUGUGAAUCUGAUCUGGUUUGUUUUUACGAUAUGGGACUUGCGCCGCACGAACGUCCUUCAGAGCCCUCUUUCAUUUGCGGUUCCUUCUGUGCUCUUGGGAAGCAUCUGUUUUGGUCCCGCAGCAACGUUGCUUGGAUUGUGGAAAUGGCGCGAGGGUGCGCUGGAACGGUCUCGCGCGAGGAAACAGGACUUCUAAUCCCUGCAUUUCACUAGUAGUCGCUAUUAUAGAGAUUGAGGAGAGCUCAGAGACAAUUGAAUGAUUAUUUGCCG